UCCUCUCUCCCAUCCUCCCUUAAACCGCCAUUUUUAACGGCCUCUCUCUCUCACUCACUCUCUCUCUCUCUCUCUCUCUCUCUCUCUCAUGCUGCUUUCUUUCUUGCUCAGGAAAGAGAACCCUAAGACCACCCGCAGCCCUCUCUCUCUCUCUAUCACUCCGUGUGGAAAGACUCUGCGUUAAUGUGUGUGGCGUUCUUGAGAUUCAUCCUAGGGUUUCGAGUCCUCGCCUUCCCCGUCAAAUGCAUCUCUAGGGUUUCUUACUUCAUCCCUUCUCUCUCCAUCUGCACAAGUCAAAUGACUCUCCCCCACUUCCUCACUCUGCUCCUCCUCCUUCUCGCCUGCUCCUCCGGAUCCGACUCCGAGUCCGACUCUGCCUCCCUCCUCGAGUUCAAGAAGGGCAUCAAGCUCGACCCCCUCGGCAAAGUCACCUCCUCCUGGACCCUCCACUCCGACGACUCCUCCUGCGCCUCCUCAUGGACCGGCGUCUCCUGCUCCCCCGACGGCCGCGUCUCCUCCCUCUCCCUCGACGGCCUCGACCUCUCCGGCGACCUCAAGUUCACCACCCUCAUCCCUCUCUCCAUGCUCAUCAACCUCACCCUCUCCGGCAACAACUUCACCGGCCGCAUCGCCCCCUCUUUCGGCUCCCUUGGCUCCCUCCAGCGUCUCGAUCUCUCCCACAACAGCUUCUACGGCCCCAUACCCGCCCGGAUCAACGACAUGUACAGCCUCAACUACCUCAAUUUGUCCAGCAAUGGGUUCUCCGGCGGCUUCCCGGACGGAAUCCGGAACCUCCAGCAGCUCAAAUUCUUCGAUUUGCACUCCAACGAUCUGUGGGGUGACGUCGGCCAGCUUCUCUCCGAGCUGAGGAACGUCGAGUUCGUCGACUUGAGUAACAAUAAGUUCUUUGGGAGCGUCUCCAUCGGAGAGAAGAAUGUCUCGAGUAUAGCGAACACUCUGCAAGUUCUGAACUUGAGCCGCAAUAAGCUGAAUGGGGAGUUCUUCGAUGCCGAUUCGAUAAAGAGGUUUAGGAAUUUGAGGGUUCUGGAUUUAGGGGACAAUCUGAUCACCGGGCAGCUGCCGUCCUUCGAUUCGCUGCCCAACCUUCAGGUCGUGAGACUGGGGAACAAUCUUCUGUCCGGGUCAAUACCCGAAGAACUGCUUGACAGCUUGAUCCCGCUGGAAGAAUUGGAUCUCAGCGGCAAUGGCUUUACAGGCUCGAUCCCAGAUAUUAACUCUUCAACGAUGAGUAGUUUGAAUCUCUCUUCAAAUCACUUAUCUGGCUCUUUGCCUAGUUCCAUUGGAAGGUGCCUCAGGCUGGACUUAAGCAGAAAUAUGAUCACUGGCAACAUAUCGACUGUAAAGGACUGGGAAACGCCAUUGGAGUACCUAGAUUUGAGCUCCAACAGUCUCUCGGGAAGCUGCCCGGAUAUGGCUUCACAUUACAGGAGCUUAAUUACACUUAGACUUAGCAACAACUCCUUGAUAGGUGCUUUGCCAUCUCUGCCAAUCUUCUGGAAAUUGUCUACCGUCGACCUUAGCUUGAAUAAACUUGAAGGGGAGAUCCCCCCUGAGUUCUUCAUGUCGGCUCUGAACUACUUAAAUCUUUCAAGGAAUCAGUUUAAUGGAUCAAUUCAGCUCCAGAGAUCAAAUGUAAAUGAACUGUCAGUUGUGCCCUCAAUACGGCCUAUGGAAUAUCUUGAUCUCUCAGAUAACAAGUUAAGUGGCCCAUUGUCUGCGGAGAUUGGUGAAUUGGUGUCACUCAGAGGGCUCAACCUUGCGAGAAACUCACUGUCAGGUCAACUUCCCAGUGAACUGAGCAAUCUUACUUUCUUGGAGCACCUUGAUUUGUCUGGCAACAAUUUCUCUGGCACAAUUCCCAAGAAUCUCUCGCAAAAUCUUAGUGUAUUCAAUGUGUCAGACAACAAUCUAUCAGGGGAUGUCCCAGAGGAUCUCUUCCUGAAGUUUCCUUCAUCGUUCCUGGGGAAUCCCUUGCUAAAACUUCCCAGUGGUCAUAAGCUACCUAAAGUCGAUGGGAAUUUUGAAAACAAGCAGCGCCAUUCUUCGAAGAAUAGCGCGAGAGUGGCGAUUAUCGUUGCCUCCGUGGGGGCUGCUGUGAUGAUUAUUUUUGUUGUUAUUGCAUAUCACCGGUCUCAAACGAAGGACUUUCACGGAAGGAGUGCAUUCAGUAGCAGCCCAAGGCCUUCUUCCCUCUUCAAGUUCCAUUCGAGCGGUCAGCCCCCACCCACUUCAUUGAGCUUCUCGAAUGACCACUUGCUGACUUCGAACUCGAGAUCUUUGUCGGGGCAACAGCCAGAACUCCCAGCUGAGAUCGUCGAGCACUCUUCGGUCCCUUCAAAUCCUCCUAAUUUAAUGGACGCAUACCCUGCAACCACAUCAGGAAGAAAAUCAAGCUCUCCUGAUUCGCCUACUGUAUCUUCUUCGCCGAGAUUUAUUGACGUCUGUGAACAGCCAGUUAUGUUGGAUGUUUACUCACCAGAUCGACUGGCAGGAGAGCUAUUCUUCUUAGACCCUUCCUCGAUGGUGUUUACUGCUGAGGAGCUGUCACGAGCACCAGCAGAGGUUCUCGGGAGAAGCAGCCAUGGAACUCUAUAUAAGGCCACUCUCGAUAAUGGGCACAUGCUGACUGUGAAGUGGUUGCGGGUCGGGCUGGUCAAGAACAAGAAGGAGUUUGCAAAGGAGGUUAAGAAGAUUGGGUCGAUGAAGCAUCCUGGGAUUGUUCCCUUCAGGGCUUACUACUGGGGCCCCAGAGAGCAGGAGAGGCUUCUUUUGGCGGAUUACAUCCACGGGGAUAGUCUGGCUUUACAUCUCUAUGAGACGACACCUCGGAGGCACUCUCCUUUAUCAUUCCGACAGAGGCUGAAACUGGCCAUAGAUGUUGCGCGAUCUCUCUCUUAUCUCCAUGACAAGGGCCUGCCCCAUGGGAACUUGAAGCCUACCAACAUCCUCCUCACUGGGACUGACUACGAUGCUCACCUCACUGACUAUGGGCUCCACCGCCUAAUGACACCCUCCGGCAUCGCAGAGCAGAUCCUAAACCUCGGGGCAUUAGGGUACCGGGCCCCAGAACUCGAGAAUGCCCCCAAGCCCAGCCCAUCAUUAAAGGCAGAUGUAUAUGCAUUUGGGGUCAUCCUGAUGGAGCUGUUGACAAGAAGAAGCGCUGGGGACAUAAUAUCAGGGCAAUCAGGGGCAGUCGAUCUGACAGACUGGGUCCGGCUCUGCGAUCAGGAAGGACGGGGAAUGGACUGCAUUGACCGGGACAUUGCGGCAGGGGAGGAGCAUUCGAGAGCGAUGGACGAGUUGCUUGCGGUAUCGCUCCGGUGCAUCCUCUCUGUAAAUGAAAGGCCUAACAUCAGACAAGUUUUUGAUGAUCUGUGUUCGAUAUCGGUUUGAUUCGAUGAUGGAAAAAAGGAAAUGUACAUGUGUGCUUGGAUUAGGUUUUUGUUUUUGUUUUUGUUAUUGGUUUCCUUGACCCCCCUCCCAAUUUUUUUUGUUCCUCCCUCAAAUUUUUCUUCCCCCUUUCUUCCCCCUUGAUUGGUUUUAGGCCCUGUUGCUAUUUUGGGCCUAAUUUAUCUCCAUUUUUUUCCCUCAUGGAAAUUCUAUUGUAAAGGGAUAUAUUUGAUCCAUUGAUUUAUUCAAGUGUUCGAGUUUGAUCUGAUCUUA
Punica granatum (pomegranate) is the source of this 3684-nucleotide messenger RNA. NCBI's taxonomy places the organism in Eukaryota, Viridiplantae, Streptophyta, Magnoliopsida, Myrtales, Lythraceae. The record is from RefSeq and is a predicted model, not a curated record.